This is a messenger RNA of Aspergillus versicolor CBS 583.65, 426 nucleotides long. RefSeq lists its product as uncharacterized. The record is from RefSeq and is a predicted model, not a curated record. The transcript has a single exon. Gene Ontology annotation, cellular component: cytosol. Bases 1 to 426 code for a protein of 141 amino acids. NCBI's taxonomy places the organism in Eukaryota, Fungi, Ascomycota, Eurotiomycetes, Eurotiales, Aspergillaceae. Gene Ontology annotation, molecular function: deaminase activity.
AUGCCAUCGAUUACCUACAAGAACCUCCCCGGCCCGGUUGGGGACUGCCUCAAGUCAUCCUCACUCGCAACAACAGCCACAGUCCCCGUGUCGCCCACCACCUCGCUCGUUUUCACAACCGGCCAUAUCGGGCUUGACCUAGAGACUGGAGAGCUGGUCAACAAUUCGGCCAAGGCCGAGUUCGAGGCCAUAUUCGACUGUCUCGACGCGGCGCUGAAGAAUGCUGGAAUUGCGGCGGGUCUAGCGCAGGCUUACAAGUUUGUUAGUUAUCUAACCAAUACGGAGGAUGAGGCUGUCAUGCAAAGGGUCUUUCAAGGGCGGUUUCCUGGUGCGACGCCCACCUGGACGACUGUUAUUGUCGGUGCGAUUAAUGUGCCGAAUAUGAGGGCGGAGAUUGUGGCAGAGGGAGUGUUGUUCCAUACUUAG